AUAAGGGGCUAAGCAUGAAAUUAACCCAUUAAUUUCCCAAUUCAUUCUUUUAAAAAGCUGAAGAGGCUGCAGGGAGCGGAGCAACACCGGUGGAGUUUGUAAAGCCAAAGACUAUCCUUCCUUUCGCUAAUUAACAGUCCACUAUUCGACGAUGGCGCUGUUCUCCGGCGGCUAUCUCUUUGUUCUUUCUAAUUAUCGGCAAACGACUAGCUUCAAAAACCCCCAUUCCCAUCUUUAUUCAAAACACCUUCGCAGCUUAAACUUGGAUUUUGCUUUCCACCAGAAAGCCAGAAUUAGUAAUACUAUUGAGAGUGGCAACACCAAAAACUGCGCCGCGCCGGUAGCCGACAUGAAUGGCUUCCAACUGCGCUGCCACCUUCAAUCUGAUUUGCCUCAUGAUACCGUCUCUAAAUAUCAAGUUUUGCAAACAACGCCCUCGUUGUCUUCAACGCCAUUUUCAGAUUCAGGAGGUUGUAAUGAGCCUAGCCUUCGUGUUGCACAUCAGGGAAUUCGUGGGGCAUAUAGUGAAUCAGCUGCAGAGAAAGCGUAUCCCAAUUGUGAAACUAUUGCUUGCCAGCAUUUCCAUUCAACUUUUCAAGCAGUUGCAAGGCGGGUUGCAGACAGGGCAGUAAUACCGAUAGAGAAUUCAUUAGGAGGAAGCAUCCAUGGAAACUACGACCUGUUGCUUCGCCACAGUCUGCAUAUAAUUGGUGAAAUUCGGUUUGCUGUUUCCCAUUGCUUGCUUGCCAACAAUGGCGUUGACCUUCAUGAUUUGAAAACCGUUCUUAGCCAUCCUCAAGCACUUGCUCAAUGUGAGAAGAGCUUGACGAAGUUGGGAUUGGAGGGAGAAGCAGUGGCUAAUACUGCAGUUGCAGCAAAGAAAGUGGCUGCCGAAAAGCUAAGAGACACAGGAGCCUUGGCUAGUUCAUCUGCUGCGCUUCUUUAUGGGCUCAACAUUCUUGCCUCAAAUGUUCAGGACGAUAGCAACAACGUAACUCGAUUUCUGUUGCUAGCCAGGGAACCCCUUACUCCUGCCACAGAUACGCCCUUCAAGACAAGUAUCGUUUUCACAUUAAAGGACGGUUCUUCUGCGCUUCCUGAUGCACUUUCUGUUUUUAUCUCGAAUCAAAUCAAACUUUUAAAGAUUGAAAGUCGUCCAUUGAAGAACCAACCUUUGCUAGCAUCAAAGAAUACCAGUAAAAGCAAUGGAUACUUCAAUUACUUUUUCUACGCGGACGUUGAAGCGUCAAUGUCUGAUCAAACGACACAAACUGCUCUCAAACAUCUCAAGGAGCUUUCCACAUUUUUACGGGUUCUAGGUAGCUAUCCAAUGGGGAAGUUUCUGCAGUGUUUGAACUUUGAACCUUAAAUGGCAAGGGAACAACAUAACUUCUGAACUUUCAACAACCAUCCAACACUAUCAUCAUGACAGCUGAAUAUAAGGAAAACCUUCAAAGGGAAAACUUUUCAGAGAAGAUCAACUUAUUUCGAAUAAUUCGAUUCAAUACCAGCAAUGUAUUAGGCUUUGAGGGAUGCACCUGCUUUCACAAGAUCUUCUAGUGCCUUCAAUAUCUGUGGUUCAGUCAAACCUUCCAAGCGAAUGCCCCUCUCAACACCCAUAUCUACAUUUAAAUCAAAUUGGAUCCAAUAGAUUGAUACCACAAAUGUAUUUAUGUUCAGACAGUUCAGGCAAAGAACAAAGCAUGGGGAAGACAAUGAGCUCAGUGUCGCCCAUUAUACUACCUAAGGUAGCUAGCAAGGAUCUUGCAUGGACACAAAUGUAAUUUGUGAUAAAAAAAGUGCGAAGGAAGAUAGACUUCCCACACAGAUCCCAUGAUCAUUCAUAUAAUAAAACAUGGUAAACAACGAAACAAAAGUCUAUCCUUAGGGAAAUGAAUAACGGUGAACCUAAAUGCUUCCCUUGACUAGUA
Messenger RNA from Gossypium raimondii (Peruvian cotton), 1931 nucleotides. RefSeq names its product arogenate dehydratase/prephenate dehydratase 2, chloroplastic. Gene Ontology annotation, biological process: L-phenylalanine biosynthetic process. The transcript is spliced from 12 exons. Lineage: Eukaryota; Viridiplantae; Streptophyta; Magnoliopsida; Malvales; Malvaceae. Bases 152 to 1369 code for a protein of 405 amino acids. The record is from RefSeq and is a predicted model, not a curated record. Gene Ontology annotation, molecular function: prephenate dehydratase activity; arogenate dehydratase activity. Gene Ontology annotation, cellular component: chloroplast; cytoplasm.